Lytechinus pictus (painted urchin) is the source of this 1404-nucleotide messenger RNA. RefSeq names its product glutathione S-transferase theta-1-like. Gene Ontology annotation, biological process: glutathione metabolic process. The transcript is spliced from 4 exons. Gene Ontology annotation, cellular component: cytoplasm. NCBI's taxonomy places the organism in Eukaryota, Metazoa, Echinodermata, Echinoidea, Temnopleuroida, Toxopneustidae. Bases 277 to 564 code for a protein of 95 amino acids. Gene Ontology annotation, molecular function: glutathione transferase activity. The record is from RefSeq and is a predicted model, not a curated record.
GGAGAGCACAAGAAACCGGAGUACGCUGAUAAGUUCCCUCUUCUAACCGUCCCAGGACUCAAAGAUGGCGACUUCUACCUUGGAGAAACGGUGGCUAUUUUCCGCUAUAUCGCUGCAAAGUUUGACGGUAAAUUCAAGGAAACUUGGUACCCAAAGGACCCAAAGGCCCGGGCACGUGUUGAUGAAUACAUUGCCUUCCACCAUACAGGAACAAGGGGGAAAUGUGUUGCCCUCUUCGUGACUGAGGUUCUAGCUCCCGCUUUCAGUGGGAAACCGAUGGAUAAGGAAAAGGUGAAGACUGACGCUGAGAACCUCAAGCAGAGUCUGGACAAGAUCGAGAAGGGCUUCCUUAAAGAUAAAAAUUUCCUUUGUGGCAAGGAGAUAACUAUCGCUGACAUCAUGGCUGUUUGUGAGUUUGCACAAUUCACCGUGAACGGUCGCGACAUCUUGAAAGACAAUCCCAAACUGAAGGCAUACUUUGAGAGAGUGAAGGCCAAACUCCAGCCAGCGUUCGAUGAGAUCCAUGCUAAGAUUUAUGCAUGGAGAGAUUCCCUCCAGAAGUAGACCUACCUAUAAAGAAACCUGACAAUGACUUGAUUCCAUCCAUUUCUCAAUACUGAAUUCUAAAACCUGGGGGAAGGGUAAUAUCAAGGGCCGACGAGUGUCCGUAUUUUUAAAGUAUCAUAAUACUUUAUAACUGAGUUAGGCAUUAAUAUCUUUGCACCAUGUUAUUAUUGUAGUGUUCGUUCCCAGAUCAAAUGUUGCCGUCCAUUUGUAUAUGAGAUUGACCAGCAUUAUCGCUCUGUUAAUUAUUUUUCAAAAAAUUACAUGGUUUCGAUACAUUCAACUUUUUUUUCUUGAAGCAUUGUAUGCUCUACAAAUGAUACAAUAUCUUAACCAAUACAACAGUACAAUUAUUAAUGACUGAAUCUGAAGACUUUCAUUAUUUUCUACGAUUCUCUAUGCAUUUCAUUUCGUCACCAUAAUAAACAUUGUCCUUUAAACGACAAUCCUGAUUUAACUCAAUGUAUAUAGAUGUGUACAUUGUUCUAUCAUCAUCGAGACAUAUUUUAUAUCUUUAUUUUUAUGUUUUUAUUUUCAUAUAUUUCGUAAAAUUCUCUACUGUAAAGGGCAUUACAAGGAAAGGUAUGAAAGAUAUAUAUAUAUAUUCUCUUAUCAUUAGAUAUUUCUUCAGUUUGAUUGCGUUGUUACCUGUGCUGCAAAUUUUAUCUGGGUGAUACUAUGAAUACCGAACCAAAUCGAAGUAAUUAGAUAUACCACAAUCACACAAUAUUCUUCGUGUGCCAUAUGCUUUCUGCAAUCAUUUACCUCCAAAUUCAUUUCUAUACUUUGAAGUGUAUAAUAUAACAUCUUAUAUUCUUAAAUAAACCUAUUUAAACUCAA